AUGUUGAUUUCACGCAUCUAUCCAUGCCUUGCCCUCGGACUUGGCCUCCUCCCAUCCGCCCUGGCACAAGGCACCAAUCUCCCAUCCCUCGAGGAAGCUUACAUCGAAAUCGCGAGCGACUACUGCAUCAACGCAUUUGCCGAUCUGGGACAACCCUACGACGACCGGUCCAACUGCGUCACUGUCGGUAUAGUUGAACGUAGUUACAUUGAAGACCGCGAUAACCAGGGCAACCCGGCGCGCUACUUGGAUGUCGACACCGGCAACAAUAACCGCCUUAUCUUCAAUCCAGGUCCGAUCUUCCCGACCCUGUGGUGGUUUCACAACGGAACAUCUUCGGGCGACGGACGCUAUGGAGCCCUUUUCCUCGGGCGUGCUUCCAAUGACCCUGUCUAUGGACCAGACUGGCAGGUUUCACCAGAUGGCACGGUCUUUGCUGCGAAUUCGGACACUCAGAACCCCGUGCAACUAGUGCUUGUUGACCGGAGCGCGGCUGCGGCUGCUUAA
Messenger RNA from Aspergillus mulundensis, 507 nucleotides. RefSeq lists its product as uncharacterized. The transcript has 2 exons. Lineage: Eukaryota; Fungi; Ascomycota; Eurotiomycetes; Eurotiales; Aspergillaceae. The record is from RefSeq and is a predicted model, not a curated record. Bases 1 to 507 code for a protein of 168 amino acids.